Molecule: messenger RNA, 1789 nt
Organism: Passer domesticus (house sparrow)
Lineage: Eukaryota; Metazoa; Chordata; Aves; Passeriformes; Passeridae
Gene: XCR1
Product: X-C motif chemokine receptor 1
Exons: 1
Coding region: 101-1096 (331 amino acids)
Biological process (GO): calcium-mediated signaling; positive regulation of cytosolic calcium ion concentration; cell chemotaxis
Cellular component (GO): external side of plasma membrane; membrane
Molecular function (GO): C-C chemokine binding; C-C chemokine receptor activity
Source: RefSeq, a predicted model, not a curated record
GGAGUUUAGUUAUUGAGUUGAUUUUCACAAAAGAUUUCACUUGAUUUGUUGCAGUCCUUUGAAGUAGCUGCUGGAGAACAGUACAAGAUUUGCCAGAAAAAUGGAUGAAGACUAUUAUUUAGAUUAUAAUUCCUCAUAUGAAUACCCUCAUGAAACCAACGUCUGUGAAAUGGGUGACUAUUUCACAUUUAACAUCUAUCUCACUGCUGUCCUCUACAUUCUGGUAUUUUUCCUCAGUCUGCUAGGAAACACUUUGGUGUUAUGGAUCCUAUUGAAAUAUGAAAACCUUACAUCUUUAACAAACAUCUUCAUCAUGAAUCUCUGUAUCUCUGAUUUAGUCUUCUCCUGCAUGCUGCCUUUUUGGGUAGUGGACCAGUCCUUUGGAUGGAUUUUUGGUGAGUUCCUUUGCAAAGCAUCAAAUGCUAUUUUCUCCAUUGGCUACUACAGCGGUGUUUUCUUUUUGACUCUCAUGACUAUCCUGAGGUACUUGUUUGUAGUGAACCCCCUUUCAACUCUGAGAUCCCAGACGCAGUGCUGUGGUGUUCUGGUGUCCUUGGCUGUGUGGACUCUUAGCAUCUUAAUUGUGGUUCCUGAGGUGAUUCACACCACAGUGCAAGAAGACUUGGAAGACCACAGGUUCUGUGAUUAUGCCGAUGGGAAUUGGAAAAAAGUGGACAUUUACGUGAGAAAUGUACUCUUCCUGUUUUCCUUUGGAGUCAUCAUAUUCUGUUACUUCAAGAUACUCAAAAUCCUGCUUAGAGCAAGAUCUCGCAGAAAGCACAGAACUGUGAGACUCAUCCUCAUUAUUGUGGUGGCUUUUUUCCUGUGCUGGGCACCCUACAACAUCCUCAGCUUCCUGACUACUUUUCCACCGCCUACCUGUCAGUAUGUGAAAGACUCCAACCUUGCCUUUCACAUCAGCCGUAAAAUUGCUUUCUCCCACUGCUGCCUCAACCCUGUGCUCUAUGUACUUGUUGGAGUCAAAUUCAAGAGGCAUUUGGCACAGUUAUGCAGUCUGUGUUUACACUGCAGCAAUGGUCAACCUUCCAGCCCCAGCACCGGCAAAUUCCAGCCUGAAGGGACAUCCCUCUACUGAAGCAAGACCUAACUAUUAGAGAUUAAUCAUGAAUGAACUUUCAGAUUUUGUAUGCUAUGGAUAGCCUCUAAUUCUUAGAGGCAAUUCCCUGAGAAAGACACACAAAUUUACUCUUUGCAUGAUGUGUAUGGAAGAUAACAAAAUGUAUUUGCAGUGGGAUGAAGAGAUGAGAAUGCCAUGAAAUUACUUUACUGGCCUGAAAGUCUUAAGUUCACAAUUUUUUGAACAGUGAGAUGGAUUUUCUCUCACUUGUACUCUCUUUUGAAAAUAAAAAAAAAAAUGCUUUUUCCUUUGGGCAUUAAAACAUAGGUUUUAACAUAAAAGUUGUUGCAUAUCUCUUUCUUACCUGACUUAAAAUACUUGGAUUGUAUAUAGCAAUAGACACACAUGUAUUUUUGUAAAUUUUAAUGCCUUUCAAUGUUUAUCAGUGUUUAUCAGUUUACUCAUUGGUCUUUUUUUGUGGGGAGUGAUAUAUGUGGAUUAACUGUUCUGACAAUAGCUGCAAGACCUUACAGUUUAUGAAGUUCUCAGGGCAAAUGUUAUUUUAUAUUUUGAUAGACAAAUAUAUAUAAAACUAGCUUUGUGUAAAAGUAGUCUUUUUGGUCUGAAAUGGAAACUUUAGGAGAGCUCUAGAAGGAACACAGCUGCUAAACAGACACUUCACUAGGAUAUUAGUUUUCCUUCUGUUACUGC